Molecule: messenger RNA, 1348 nt
Organism: Candidula unifasciata
Lineage: Eukaryota; Metazoa; Mollusca; Gastropoda; Stylommatophora; Geomitridae
Source: the annotation of a GenBank genome assembly
CCGACGUAGUCUACAAUGUGUUGCUGGCGAUGCACAAAUUUAUGGUGAACUGGUGCUUGAGAAUAUUCAUUUUGUAAGGACCCUUCGGGGGAGGGGGGUGAGGUCUAGUGAGGUCAGCGAGGCCAAGUUCCAGGCACGGGCGGGUCGACUUCUGCUGCAGUGGAGCAUGAUUGGAGCACUCAUCAUGAAAGAUUUGACCCUCAACAACGCUCGCUGUUUCUGUACGUCCACCUUCCUGCACGUGCUGAAGAUGACCCUGGACGAGUACAUCCUGCUAGUGGUGGAGACACAGACAGACAAACACAAAGACGCCCAGCUUCAAAAGAAUCUGCAGAAACACAUGAAGAACACAGAGGAGAUCAAGAUGAGUGCCAAGGUGAGGACGCAGGCCAACAAGAUCCAGACAUCACCCAAAGUGAGGAAACGGAAGUUACCAGCGCCACCAGAAAGUGAAGGUGAGUAUGAGCUAGAUGCCACAGACACCGAAGAACACUGCACAUCUUACACGCAAGCGCCACCACUUCCUUCCCAUUACGAAUCAAUGACCAGUACAGCUUUCUCAUGGCCUACACAACCAGCACACAGAGACACCGUGGUCGUCAACAACGUCUCCUCAUCAUUGGCCACACAAUGCCGAAGCAUGCUCCGACCCAGUGCCAUCAGCUCUAACUCGGUGCCACUGUCGCCGGUCAAACAUUUCCCACCCUACGAUCGCUCAGCCUAUAUUCCCACAUUCAGCUUCAACACCUACAACGACUAUGUCAGCCACACAAACACAUUCGCUACACCGAGGCCGGUUCAACCCUUCUCUGACCACACAGCUUCACAAGCCUUUCAUUCAGUGAACUUUAACCCUGGUGUCAACCCCGCCUCGUCAGCACCGCCAGGCUACUGGACUGAGGUUAGACCACAUCAGGCUGGUCUCAGUGAUGCCUACACACAGCUGGCCUACCCCAGCUACCAACACACGUACGACAGCUAUAAGAAGAACCCAUUCCUCCGGAGCACCAUGUACCAGGAUAGUUUCGGCAGGUCCAGUUCAACAUUUGACGGACUGUCCCGGGCCAAUGCAGCACUAGAUGGGCUGGCUAGGAGCAACUCUACACUGGACAGUUUUGCUAGGCCAAGUCCGUCGUUCGAUGCCGGCAGAUCUGCCAUGUACUACACGCCAGACUCCAUUCAAGUGGGUCCUUAUGGCAACAGCUUCAUGGAAAUCACGCCACCCAGUGGGCAGUAUCCCCGCCAAGAUGGCUUACUCUACCAGGAAGACAUGUUGGCUUCAAACAUGGCAGCGGCCACAGGCUUGCCUGGAUUCAGCAAAUCUUACCUGCCUGCAGGUUUUAGAUGA